Platichthys flesus (European flounder) is the source of this 2898-nucleotide messenger RNA. RefSeq names its product Na(+)/H(+) exchange regulatory cofactor NHE-RF2-like. Gene Ontology annotation, molecular function: protein-membrane adaptor activity; signaling receptor binding. The transcript has 6 exons. NCBI's taxonomy places the organism in Eukaryota, Metazoa, Chordata, Actinopteri, Pleuronectiformes, Pleuronectidae. Gene Ontology annotation, cellular component: apical plasma membrane. Gene Ontology annotation, biological process: protein localization to plasma membrane. The record is from RefSeq and is a predicted model, not a curated record. Bases 418 to 2007 code for a protein of 529 amino acids.
GGAGGACACCAGCCCGGUUGACGAGGAGUAUUAAGUGUUACGUGCGAGGAAAGCUUUCUAAUCUCUGAUCGCUUGGAUUAUUGUCCCAAUGGACGGGAUUUAGCCCCUGUCCGUGGUUUUUGGACACUAUUUUACGCACAGCGCACCGCCUUUUCUGCGGUUGUAUCCGCGCCCUUAGCAUUCCUGCACGAUGGAUUAAACACUCAUUAGUUUUAACCUAGUUUUUGAGUUUCUCUUUGAAUCUUUUUUGGAUUAUUAAUGGACUCGCAUCAUGCUAAAUGAAGUGAUUUUUUGCUCACUGCAGCGCGCAGCCGUACUUUGGAUUAAGAGGCAGAGACUUUCACCAGCUCCUGGACUAAGCGCCCGUCUGUUCCCCUGAGACACUCUGACUUGUUUCCUACCUUGCGACUCGCAGGGAUGGAGAGUGAGCUGAGACCCAGGCUCUGUUUCCUCCACAAAGGAGAGGGCGGAUACGGUUUUCACCUGCACGGUGAGCGGAAUAGAGGCGGACAGUUCAUACGCAGAGUGGAGCCCGGCUCCUCGGCUGACCUGGCCGGUCUGAGACCAGGGGACCGGGUGGUGGAGGUGAACGGGGAGAAUGUGGAGAAAGAAAAUCACCAUCAAGUGGUGAAUCGUAUCCGGGAGGUGGACCACCGCACCAGGCUGCUGGUGGUGGACAGGGACACGGACGACUACCUCCUCAGCGAAGGCCUGGCCUGCACCGAGGACCUGGCCGUCGAGAUGGGAACCCUCUCCCCGCUGCUCACGCCCACAACCCCUCUUUCCCUUUCUCCCAUCCCCAGAGAGUGUUCACCCAUGUCCCCCAACCAGACACACUCAUUUCAUUUCCCUCCUGCUGCAGACUCACCCACUCAUGUGAUUACGCAAGGCAAGGUCAAGAGAUCCUCACUGACAUCAAGUACAACAACUGACACAGAGCUUAAGUCUGAGCCCUCACCUGAGUUGACAACUGAGCUCUUCCCCCGACUGUGUCACGUCGUGAAGGGGGAGAACGGCUUCGGCUUCAACCUGCACAGCAAUAAGAAGAAGCCUGGACAGUUUGUCCGUUCUGUGGACCCUGGUUCACCUGCAGAGAGAGCAGACAUCCGGCCCGGAGACAGACUAGUGGAGGUGAAUGGAGUGAACAUCGAGGCUCUGAGGCACUCGGAGGUGGUGGCCCUCAUCAGAGCGGGAGGGGAGGAAGUCAACCUCAUCAUGGUGGACCAGGAGACGGACAGGCUCUUCCACAGACUAGGGAUCACGCCCACCACCAGCAAAGUCAAAGGGGUCUAUGUGGACGAGUUGGCCUCAGAAAGUGUCCCACCCACUCCGUCUCCCACCACUGAAGAAAGUGUCCCACCCACUCCGUCCCCCACCACUGAAGAAAGUGUCCCACCCACUCCAUCUCCCACCACUGAAGAAAGUGUCCCACCCACUCCAUCUCCCACCACUGAAGAAAGUGUCCCACCCACUCCAUCUCCCACCACUGAAGAAAGUGUCCCUCCCACUCCGUCUCCCACCACUGAAGAAAGUGUCCCACCCACUCCGUCUCCCACCACUGAAGAAAGUGUCCCUCCCACUCCGUCUCCCACCACUGAAGAAAGUGUCCCACCCACUCCGUCUCCCACCACUGAAGAAAGUGUCCCUCCCACUCCGUCUCCCACCACUGAACUGCCAGGCACGGAAGCACCAAUCAUCAACGUCAGUUACGUCACGCUGACUGACUCCCCCAUCACAACGGUGUCUCUGAAGUCCCGCAUCAACGGGAGCUUAGCAUCCCAGUCUUCUAGAAGCUCCACCACCCAAUCAGAGAUCAGCAGCUCAGACAUGAGCAUCCAGAUGCCUGAUGAGGACGACAGGCGCGUUUCAGACCCUUUCAUGGACAGUGGCCUGCGACUGAGCCCGACAGCUGCCGAGGCAAAGCAAAAUGCCCUCGCCGGCCGCAACAAGAAGAGAGCGCCCCCUAUGGACUGGAACAAGAGACAAGAGAUCUUCAGCAACUUCUGACUCAUUGAGGAUACAGUGACAAAAACCAGAAGAAGCAUGAGCAUUGCAUCAGGGAGGAACGACAUCGCGUUUGCUACCCUAGGUGUAGGAGUAAUCAUAAGUACAGUACCUAAAUCUUGGAGACGCAAAUGGAACAAUGAUCUGAAAAGAUCAAAAUCAAGUAGUCACCUUUAUAUAAACUGUGUAACGAUUUAGGACCGAAGGAGGUCGGUGGGUCACGUGGAGCGCGAUGGCUGAACAGAAAUGGGACGGUCUGGUCUACAGCACCAGAGCGGCUGUUGGACAUGACGAGAAGUUUUAAUGCCUGUUCGGUUUUUUAACAUGUGCAAUGUUAGCUGUUCAGUUGAGUUGAAUACUGAUACAUUUCUAAUAAUCAGAUGUUUUGAUCUUGUUACUUGCUGGUACCAUAUCCUUUUGAAAAGCAGUUUGCACACUAAGCAAAAUGAAUCCUGGGAUAGGUCGGCCCGAGAAGGAUUUGACACAAUCGGCCUUCAAAUGUAGCCUCUGAUGGAGGCCGCCCCUGAAUAAGGACACAGCAGUAGUUCUUAUAGUGCAAUUAAUAAGUUCUGUUCUGUGUAAAAAAACAUUGUAUUUAUCUUCUCUAGAUAUGGUAUCUUUCUAAGGACAAGGCAACAUGCGGAUGUGUCAUAAACGUUACAACACGCUGUAACAAACAAGGACAUUGAUGAUCAGCAGACCAUCGACUGAGAGACUUGUAUAUUGAACCGGUGCCUGCUCACGACAGAGUGUUUCUCUUUAUUAAAACAUAUGUGAGAGGCGUGAGGAGUAACAUGUGAGUCUACAGCGUGUGUGUUCUCCUGUUUGUGUAUCACUCAUAUUUUCGGCAUGUGUCUGGUUUUGGGCCAUGUUUACUGUAGAAGUUUUGUCUUU